Glycine soja is the source of this 1871-nucleotide messenger RNA. RefSeq names its product protein PIN-LIKES 2-like. Gene Ontology annotation, cellular component: membrane. Bases 350 to 1672 code for a protein of 440 amino acids. Gene Ontology annotation, biological process: endoplasmic reticulum to cytosol auxin transport. The record is from RefSeq and is a predicted model, not a curated record. The transcript is spliced from 2 exons. Lineage: Eukaryota; Viridiplantae; Streptophyta; Magnoliopsida; Fabales; Fabaceae.
GCUAGUAUACGUAUAAAAACUUGGACAGGGUUCUAAUUAAUUUCUUUAUUAUUUUCCAAAUUCCAAUCAAAAUUUCCAGUACGACAGUUUGGAAAGCGAACAUUGAAAUUCAGAUAGGGUUCAUUGAUUGAUACGAAUAAAAAUUGAACACGACUUAUCGUCUGAAGCAUCUGGCAGGUUGAUUAGUUAGUCCCUUUUGUGUCAAUGAUUUGGUGAUUUUGAAUCUUCGGGUGCAGCGAGAUAAUCGUGAAAAUUGGGUCUCCAAAAUUUGUUUUACUAGCUAGUAGGAUAUAUUGAAUCAUGUGUUGUGUUGCAGGAGGGGAUUUUGUUUCUUGAGCUAAACCAAAACAUGAAUGAAAAUACUGUGAGGUCUGCUGGUGCAGAUCUGACAGCUGCUAUAGUACCAUUGUUGAAGCUGCUAUGCCUAACAGUCAUUGGACUACUUCUUGCAAACCCAACAAUGCAAUUCAUUCCCAAAGCUACAUUUAAGCUUCUUAGUAAACUUGUGUUUGCAUUGUUCUUGCCGUGCCUUAUAUUUACUGAGCUAGGUGAAAGCAUUACUCUUGAAAACUUUGUAGAUUGGUGGUUUAUCCCUGUUAAUGUGCUUGUGAGUACAGCUCUUGGUUGCUUACUAGGGUUCUUAGUGGUGAUAAUAUGCCACCCACCUCCAGAGUUAACCAGAUUUACUAUUAUAAUGACGGGAUUUGGUAACACUGGAAAUCUGCUGCUUGCUGUAGUUGGAUCUGUUUGCCAUACUAAAGAUAAUCCAUUUGGGAAGAAUUGCAAUACCAGAGGGGUGGCAUAUGUUUCUUUAUCUCAAUGGGUUUCUGUUAUCCUUGUAUACACUCUUGUUUAUCAUAUGAUGGAACCUCCUAUAGAGUAUUAUGAGAUUGUUGAGGAAGAGGCUGAGAUCGAGGAAGAGCGGACACUGAAUGAUAUCAGUAGACCACUCCUUGUAGAAGCUGAGUGGCCUGACAUUGAGCAGAAAGAGACUGAACAUUCUAAGACACCCUUUAUUGCCAGGAUCUUUAAAAGCAUCUCAGGUGUUUCCUCGUCUAAUAUUCCUGAGCUUGAAAGUGGUGGGACUAGUCCAAAGUCCAUUAGAUGUUUGGCUGAACCUAGAGUUGUAAGGAGGAUCAGAAUUGUUGCUGAACAAACUCCCAUUCAGCACAUACUUCAACCCCCAACAAUCGCCUCUCUAUUGGCCAUCAUCAUUGGCACAGUGCCUCAGCUGAAAGCUGUGUUCUUUGGAUAUGAUGCUCCGUUAUCUUUCAUUACUGACAGUUUGGAGAUUUUAGCUGGGGCAAUGGUACCUUCUGUGAUGCUUAUAUUGGGGGGUAUGCUUGCUGAAGGACCGAGUGACUCUAAACUUGGACUUAAAACUACUAUUGGUAUUACUGUUGCAAGACUCCUGGUGCUUCCUGUCCUGGGAAUUGGGAUUGUGGCAUUGUCAGAUAAGCUAAAUUUCCUAGUUGAGAAUGAUGCUAUGUUUAGAUUUGUGCUUUUGCUACAGUACACCACACCAAGUGCUAUUUUACUGGGAGCAAUUGCCAGCUUAAGGGGUUAUGCAGUUAGUGAAGCUUCAGCUCUUCUCUUCUGGCAGCACGUGUUUGCUCUUUUCUCCUUUUCCUUGUACAUUGUAAUCUACUUUAGAAUAGUUAUGUAUGUCUGAAGUUGCAGUAUAUCUUAUUGCCUUGAAGUUGUUGUGAGGUUAGAAGAUUGUUGCCACUGUAUUGUCCUCUACUGCAUGAGGUAUGACGGGGAUAAAAUUAAUUAUUGCAUUGUGAACUGUAUCGGUUUGGCACUGAUGAAUGAUGCAAAUAAUUUUUUCCUAUGAUUUUGAGCUGGGUAGAUCAACUUUAUUUAUCCUU